Oncorhynchus masou masou (cherry salmon) is the source of this 7172-nucleotide messenger RNA. RefSeq names its product nascent polypeptide-associated complex subunit alpha, muscle-specific form-like. Gene Ontology annotation, biological process: endoplasmic reticulum to Golgi vesicle-mediated transport; intra-Golgi vesicle-mediated transport; intracellular protein transport. The coding region runs from base 192 to 6284 and encodes 2030 amino acids. The record is from RefSeq and is a predicted model, not a curated record. Gene Ontology annotation, molecular function: protein binding; structural molecule activity. Gene Ontology annotation, cellular component: COPI vesicle coat. Lineage: Eukaryota; Metazoa; Chordata; Actinopteri; Salmoniformes; Salmonidae. The transcript has 23 exons.
CACCGCAUAGUCUGAUCAUGUUAGGUACAGACUGUACUGGUGCUCCACCGGAUCUUGCGAAGUGCAGCCAGGAAGCGUCAUAGACUCCACGUCGCCAAGAAGACUCUCCGCUCUAAACUAGUCUACCAGCACGACUCAUUUCUCAGGGUGGUCGGGCACUUUGGCCAAACACUACCCGCAGACGUAGAAACAUGCCUCUCCGGUUGGACAUCAAGCGGAAGCUGACCGCUCGGUCGGACCGUGUGAAGAGUGUGGACCUGCACCCAACUGAACCAUGGAUGGUUGCCAGCCUGUACAAUGGCAGUGUCUGUGUCUGGAACCACGACACACAGACCCUGGUGAAGACAUUUGAGGUGUGUGACCUGCCUGUGAGAGUGGCUAAGUUUGUGGCGAGGAAGCACUGGGUCAUUGCAGGAGCAGAUGACAUGCAUAUCCGUGUGUUUAACUACAACACUCUGGAGAGAGCUCACAUGUUUGAGGCCCACUCUGACUACAUCCGCUGCAUCGCAGUCCACCCAACACAACCUUACAUCCUUACCAGCAGUGAUGACAUGCUGAUCAAGCUUUGGGACUGGGACAGGAAGUGGGUGUGUGGUCAGGUGUUUGAGGGCCACACCCACUAUGUCAUGCAGAUCGUCAUCAACCCUAAAGACAACAAUCAGUUCGCCAGCGCCUCCCUGGACAGGACCAUUAAGGUGUGGCAGCUGGGAUCUUCCUCCCCUAACUUCACUCUGGAGGGCCAUGAGAAAGGAGUCAACUGUAUCGACUACUACAGCGGAGGGGACAAGCCCUAUCUUAUAUCAGGAGCUGACGACCGCCUGGUCAAGAUCUGGGACUACCAGAAUAAGACAUGUGUGCAGACUCUAGAGGGCCAUACCCAGAAUGUGUCCUGUGUCAGCUUUCACCCUGAGCUGCCAAUCAUUCUCACAGGCUCUGAGGACGGCACAGUGAGAGUCUGGCAUUCCAGCACGUACCGCCUGGAAAACACACUGAACUAUGGGAUGGAACGUGUGUGGUGUGUGUGUGGCCAACGAGGCGCCAACAGUGUGGCGCUGGGAUAUGAUGAAGGCAGCAUCAUCAUCAAGUUGGGUCGCGAGGAACCAGCCAUGUCUAUGGACUCUAACGGUAAGAUCAUGUGGGCCAAGCACUCUGAGGUGCAGCAGGCCAACCUGAAGGCCAUGGGAGAGGCUGAGAUACAGGACGGAGAGAGGCUGUCCCUGGCCGUCAAAGACAUGGGCAGCUGUGAAAUCUAUCCCCAGACCAUCCAGCACAACCCCAAUGGCAGGUUUGUGGUGGUGUGUGGGGAUGGAGAGUACAUCAUCUACACUGCAAUGGCCCUGAGGAACAAGAGCUUCGGUUCAGCACAGGAGUUUGUUUGGGGCCACGACUCCUCAGAGUAUGCUACUCGGGAGAGCACCAGCAUGGUCAAAAUCUUCAAGAACUUCAAGGAAAAUAAGUCUUUUAAACCAGACUUUGGGGCAGAAGGUAUCCAUGGUGGGUUCUUGCUGGGCGUGAGGUCAGUGAGUGGUCUGGCCUUCUACGACUGGGAGAACACAGAGCUGGUCCGCCGCAUUGAGAUCCAGCCUAAACACGUCUUCUGGUCAGAGUCUGGGGAGCUGGUGUGUAUUGCCACGGAGGAGUCUUUCUUUGUGCUGCGCUACCUGGCUGAGAAAGUGGCAACAGCACAGGAGACCAAGGAGGGAGUCACCGAGGAUGGGAUAGAGGAUGCCUUCGAGGUGUUGGGUGAGAUUCAGGAGGUGGUGAAGACUGGUCUGUGGGUGGGAGACUGUUUCAUCUACACCAGCUCAGUCAACAGACUCAAUUACUACGUAGGAGGAGAGAUUGUCACCGUCGCCCACCUGGACAGAACUAUGUACCUGUUGGGCUACAUCCCCAAGGAUGACCGUCUGUAUCUGGGUGAUAAGGAACUGAACAUCGUCACUUACUCUCUGCUGGUGUCGGUACUGGAGUACCAGACAGCUGUAAUGAGGAGGGACUUUGGGAUGGCCGACAGGGUCCUACCCACCAUCCCUAAAGAGAUGAGGACCAGGGUCGCCCACUUUUUAGAGAAACAGGGUUUCAUGCAGCAGGCCCUGGCUGUGUCCACAGACUCAGAACACAGGUUUGAGUUGGCUCUGCAGCUUGGAGAACUGAAGAUCGCCUACCAGCUGGCUGUAGAGGCUGAGUCGGAGCAGAAGUGGAAGCAGUUGGCAGAGUUGGCCACCACUAAGUGCCAGUUUGUCCUGGCCCAGGAGUGUCUGCACCAUGCCCAGGACUAUGGGGGGCUACUGCUGUUGGCCACAGCCUCGGGCAACACCACCAUGGUGGGCAAGCUGGCAGAGGGGGCAGAGAGAGACGGCAAGACCAACGUGGCUUUCCUCACCUAUUUCCUUCAGGGGAAACUGGACAAAUGUUUGGAGCUCCUCAUUAAAACCAACCGGCUGCCAGAGGCUGCAUUCCUGGCCAGAACAUACCUGCCCAGCCAUGUGUCUAGAGUGGUGAAGCUGUGGAAGGAGAGCCUGGGGAAGGUGAACCAGAAGGCAGCUGAUGCGUUGGCCAACCCUACAGACUACAGCAACCUGUUCCCCGGCCUACAGGAGGCCUUCCUGGCCGAAGACUACCUCAAGGAGACCCAUGUCAGGCUGAGGCCCGCCACAGAGUACCCUCUCAUCACCUCCAAUGAGAAUAGGAAUGUCCUGGGGGAAUCUGCAGACUAUGUGCCAAAAGUAGCACCUGCUGAACCAGAGGUUGCUGGGAGCAUGGAUGAAACCCCUGUAUUGGAAGCAGUGGUAGAAACCCCUGUAAUGGCAGCAGUGGUGGAGGCUGCAGCCCCAGAAGCUCCAGUAGUGGAAGAGUCCAUUGUCAUGGAAGAGGUAGAACCUGUUGCAGCUGCAGUAGUGGAGUUUAUCCCAGCAGUAGAAGAAUCUAUCCCAGUGACAGUAGUGGAACCAACUAUGGCUGCAGUGGAAGAAUCCAUUGAGUUGGCAGAGGAGGAACCCAUUAUUGUUGAAGUGGAAGCUCCCAAGCCAAAGGAGGCAACAUCAGUGGAAAAUAUCAUUACUAAGAUAGAGGCUCUUGUCACCAUAGAAAAUGACACAGAAGCACCCCUCUUGGUGCCAGAGGUAGCACAGUCCACCCCAGAGGAAGAGUUCAGAGCAACACCAGAGGAGGCCGUUGAGGAAGGACCUGCAACAAUGAAACCCAUAGCAACAGAUGCACCUGUUACAGAGUCGGUCACAGAACCCAUUGUAACAGAAGCACCAGUUGCCGAGGAAGCGCCAGUGCCUAUAGCAACAGAAACAGAACCUGUUACCAUAGAAGCAGUGGUGGAAGCUGAAGCACCCAUUGCCGCAGCAGUACUAGAAGCCAUAGCAACAGAACCCAUGGUUACAGAACAAGCACCUGUUACCAUUGAAGUGGCAGUGGCAGCAGAAGCACCCAUUACUGAGUCAGUAGCAGAAGCCAUAGCAGCAUCUGAAAAAGCCCCAGUCAUUGUAGAAGAGAAUGAACCUGCCCCAGCACCACUCAUAGACCUAGCCUCAGCCAUAGACCUAGCCUCAGCCAUAGACCUAGCCCCAGCCAGAGACCUAGCCCCAGCCAGAGACCUAUCCCCAGCCAGAGACCUAGCCCCAGCCAGAGACCUAGCCCCAGCCAGAGACCUAGCCCCAGCCAGAGACCUAGCCCCAGCCAGAGACCUAUCCCCAGCCAGAGACCUAGCCCCAGCCAGAGACCUAGCCCCAGCCAGAGACCUAGCCCCAGCCAGAGACCUAUCCCCAGCCAGAGACCUAGCCCCAGCCAGAGACCUAGCCCCAGCCAGAGACCUAUCCCCAGCCAGAGACCUAGCCCCAGCCAGAGACCUAUCCCCAGCACCACUCAUAGACCUAGCCCCAGCCAGAGACCUAGCCCCAGCCAGAGACCUAGCCCCAGCCAGAGACCUAUCCCCAGCCAGAGACCUAUCCCCAGCCAGAGACCUAGCCCCAGCCAGAGACCUAGCCCCAGCCAGAGACCUAUCCCCAGCACCACUCAGAGACCUAGCCCCAGCCAGAGACCUAGCCCCAGCCAUAGACCUAGCCCCAGCCAGAGACCUAGCCCCAGCCAGAGACCUAUCCCCAGCACCACUCAGAGACCUAGCCCCAGCCAGAGACCUAUCCCCAGCACCACUCAUAGACCUAGCCCCAGCCAGAGACCUAUCCCCAGCCAGAGACCUAGCCCCAGCCAGAGACCUAGCCUCAGCCAUAGACCUAGCCCCAGCCAGAGACCUAGCCCCAGCCAGAGACCUAGCCCCAGCCAGAGACCUAUCCCCAGCACCACUCAUAGACCUAUCCCCAGCCAGAGACCUAUCCCCAGCCAGAGACCUAGCCCCAGCCAGAGACCUAUCCCCAGCACCACUCAGAGACCUAGCCCCAGCCAGAGACCUAUCCCCAGCACCACUCAUAGACCUAGCCCCAGCCAGAGACCUAUCCCCAGCCAGAGACCUAUCCCCAGCCAGAGACCUAGCCCCAGCCAGAGACCUAGCCCCAGCCAUAGACCUAGCCCCAGCCAGAGACCUAUCCCCAGCCAGAGACCUAUCCCCAGCCAGAGACCUAGCCCCAGCCAGAGACCUAGCCCCAGCCAGAGACCUAGCCCCAGCCAGAGACCUAUCCCCAGCCAGAGACCUAGCCCCAGCCAGAGACCUAGCCCCAGCACCACUCAUAGACCUAGCCCCAGCCAGAGACCUAUCCCCAGCCAGAGACCUAGCCCCAGCCAGAGACCUAGCCCCAGCCAGAGACCUAUCCCCAAGACCUAGCCCCAGCCAGAGACCUAGCCCCAGCCAGAGACCUAGCCCCAGCCAGAGACCUAGCCCCAGCCAGAGACCUAGCCCCAGCCAGAGACCUAGCCCCAGCCAGAGACCUAUCCCCAGCCAGAGACCUAGCCCCAGCCAGAGACCUAGCCCCAGCCAGAGACCUAGCCCCAGCCAUAGACCUAGCCCCAGCCAGAGACCUAUCCCCAGCCAGAGACCUAGCCUCAGCCAGAGACCUAGCCCCAGCCAGAGACCUAGCCCCAGCCAGAGACCUAGCCCCAGCCAGAGACCUAGCCCCAGCCAGACCUACAGAGACCUAGCCCCAGCCAGAGACCUAGCCCCAGCCAGAGACCUAGCCCCAGCCAUAGACCUAGCCCCAGCCAGAGACCUAGCCCCAGCCAGAGACCUAGCCCCAGCCAGAGACCUAGCCCCAGCCAGAGACCUAGCCCCAGCCAUAGACCUAGCCCCAGCCAGAGACCUAGCCCCAGCCAGAGACCUAGCCCCAGCCAGAGACCUAUCCCCAGCCAGAGACCUAUCCCCAGCACCACUCAUAGACCUAGCCCCAGCCAGAGACCUAGCCCCAGCCAGAGACCUAGCCCCAGCCAGAGACCUAGCCCCAGCCAGAGACCUAGCCCCAGCCAUAGACCUAGCCCCAGCCAGAGACCUAGCCCCAGCCAGAGACCUAGCCCCAGCCAGAGACCUAGCCCCAGCCAGAGACCUAGCCCCAGCCAUAGACCUAGCCCCAGCCAGAGACCUAGCCCCAGCCAGAGACCUAGCCCCAGCCAGAGACCUAUCCCCAGCCAGAGACCUAGCCCCAGCCAUAGACCUAGCCCCAGCCAGAGACCUAUCCCCAGCCAGAGACCUAUCCCCAGCCAGAGACCUAGCCCCAGCCAGAGACCUAUCCCCAGCCAGAGACCUAGCCCCAGCCAGAGACCUAUCCCCAGCCAGAGACCUAGCCCCAGCCAGAGACCUAGCCCCAGCCAGAGACCUAUCCCCAGCCAGAGACCUAGCCCCAGCCAGAGACCUAGCCUCAGCCAUAGACCUAGCCCCAGCCAGAGACCUAGCCCCAGCCAGAGACCUAGCCCCAGCCAGAGACCUAUCCCCAGCACCACUCAUAGACCUAGCCCCAGCCAGAGACCUAGCCCCAGCCAGAGACCUAUCCCCAGCACCACUCAUAGAACUAGCCCCAGCCAUAGAUCCAGCUACAACCCCAACUGUAGAGGACAAGGCUGCAGCAGCCCCAGCAGUAGAGCCCCUACCAGCACUCACCCAGGUGGUUCCACCAGGUGCAGAGCUAGCCCCUGCAGCCCCUCUAGCUGCCCUCUUAGAGGGUAAAGGUAUGGAGGAGGCAGCCCCUGUAGCAGUAGCAACAGCAUCCAUGGACCUGCUGGACCUGAAUGAUGACCUGAAUGAUGAGGGCCUUGACGACCUGGACAUGUUUGAUCUGGACGAUGACAUCGACACCACAGACGUCAAUCUGGACGAUGACUUCUUAGACGACUGAAACUCUUGGAGAAAUGCCCUUAAAGUGACCAAAGAGCACAGUGUUGUUCAUACUCCUAGUGAAUGGGAGUGUGUGUGGGGGACCAGGUGUUUUUACCUUUACAGUGAAACUGGUGAAAGGUGGGGUGGAUGAGUUCAUGUCUUUCCAUCUUUACACAUUAACUGUGAAACACCGUGGGAGGGUGUUUGUUGAAUGCUUUGGGUGAUAAUGUGGUGGACUGGGUUCAUUCAUUAGGAAUAAACACGGUAAAUGUUUUGAAACGGGAUACAAAUUUGCCUCCUUAUUGAACAGGUCAAAUGUACUGUGUCAAAUUGAUUUCUGGUUUCGCACAUGCUGAACACAACCCCGGGUUGUAUUCAUUAGUCGUAUUUCAUUGCAAAAUGUUUUGCAAUGGAAACGGUUUACUCCAAAUACAAAACACAUUUCGUUCAUAGAGUAAACUUUUUCCAUUGCAAACAUUUAGCAAUGGCAUCCAACUAGCGAAUACACCAUGGUUUUGAAAUCCUGUGUACAGUACUUCAUUCUCCAACUCUCACAUUGACCUACAGUAUAGAAUGAUAGUGUGAACCAGUGGUCAUGGGUUUGACCUUAUCCUCACACAUAGGAAGAUGGGAAUAGUUUACUACUGUACCUCUUACCGCUAGCUAAACAGGCUUUGAUCUUUCAUGCAUUAGUUAGGUCAUGAGCUUGUCUUCAGUAUACCUCUCCAUGUCUUGGCAAGCAUGCUGCUCUGCUAUGGUCUAGUAUCUUAUGCAUCUGCUGUUUUUAAAUAAGGAACCUACUUCAUUGUUACAGAUGUGAACCCAAGUGCCUUAUGUAUGACUGGUCUGGAAUUAAAUGUUAUCACCUCAAUAAAGAUGAGUGUUUGUCUGAAUCAGGCCAUAGGAA